Messenger RNA from Brassica oleracea var. oleracea, 1026 nucleotides. RefSeq names its product replication protein A 32 kDa subunit A. Gene Ontology annotation, molecular function: DNA binding. Gene Ontology annotation, cellular component: DNA replication factor A complex; nucleus; site of double-strand break. The record is from RefSeq and is a predicted model, not a curated record. The coding region runs from base 59 to 871 and encodes 270 amino acids. Gene Ontology annotation, biological process: DNA replication; nucleotide-excision repair; double-strand break repair via homologous recombination. NCBI's taxonomy places the organism in Eukaryota, Viridiplantae, Streptophyta, Magnoliopsida, Brassicales, Brassicaceae. The transcript has 10 exons.
UCUCCCUCUUGUCUCAUUCACCUUUCUCCUUUUCCGAUCGCGCCUUGUAUUAACUAAGAUGUUUUCCAGCAGUCAAUUCGAGCCCAAUUCCGCUUUCUCCGGCGGCGGAUUCAUGUCCUCUCAGCCUUCUCAGCCCUACGACUCCUCCUCCUCCUCCACUACUAAGGGACUAGUUCCAGUGACGGUGAAGCAAAUCAACGAAUCUUCUCACUCCGGUGGUGAAAAAUCCGGGAUCGUCAUCAACGGAAUCGAACUUACAAACGUGUCACUCGUUGGGCUAGUGUGUGACAAAGACAUCUCUAAAGUCACUGAAGUUAGAUUCGCUCUUGAUGAUGGCACUGGUCGCAUCGACUGUAAAAGAUGGGUCAAUGAAAGUUUCGACGCUAGAGAAAUGGAGUCAGUUCAAGAUGGAACCUAUGUGCGUCUCAAUGGUCAUUUGAAGACUUUUCAGGGGAAUAAACAGCUUCUUGUUUUCUCUGUCAGACCUAUUGUGGAUUUCAACGAGGUCACCUUUCACUAUAUUGAGUGUAUACACUUCUAUUCCAAGAACUCUGACUCACAGUUGGGACAGCAGGUUGGUGAUGUCACUCAAUCCCAUACGGUUAACACAAACCAGGCAACCACAUUGAACCCUGUGAUGCCCUCUCAAAACAGUGAUGGAAAUGGGCGCAAGAACUUGGAUGAUAUGAUUCUAGACUAUCUAAAGCAACCUGCUUGCACUGCAAGACAACAGGGGAUACACCUUGAUGAAAUUGCCCAGCAGUUGAAGGUUCCAAAGAACAAGCUUGAGGGUGUUAUUCAGUCACUGGAAGGUGAUGGUCUUAUAUACUCAACAAUCGACGAGUAUCACUUCAAGCAUGUCGAGCUUUGAUCAGUAGAAAUUUGCAUUUUUUCUUCUUUUUUAUGACGAUCUAGUAUUCAUUCUGCAACUACUUUUAGCUAUGUACCUGCCUGCUUAAACUGAAAAUGGAUUGAUUUUCCUAUUAUGUUAUUGGUUUAGUUUUCCAUUUACUUUCAUGUUCCAUA